UUACAGAUGAUAAUCUCACCUAUUUGAGGGAAAUGGCACAGAGGAGAGAUGAGAUUGAGGUGAGAUGCUGUAAAGAUGAAAUGUGAAAGUGAGUUCAUACAGAUCCUAAAGCGUCACAUCAUUGUGUUUGUGAAGCAGAAGAUCAAAGCCGAUGUGAUCAGUCAGGUUAAACACCAACUGAAUGAAGUUCUGGACAAAGCGCUCACAGACUCAAAGCAAAACACCGACGGGAAGGGAAACUCUAACAGCAGGCACAACCUGGAGCAAGGGAAGGUGUUUGUGGCCAGAUGCUCUCUGCUAGAUGAGUUAUUCGAGAUCAGUCACAUCAGGACCAUUUAUCACAUGUUCAUCGCUGCACUUUUUCUCUUUGCCCUGAGCACUCUGGCAGUGGAUUACAUCGACCAGGGCAGACUGGUGCUGGACGUUGAUUUGUUUUUGUAUGCUUUCGGUCAGCUGAGUACGGUCAUAUGGGCCUGGGGUCUUAUGUUUGGUUACACAUUGCUCGGGCCGUAUCAUGUUGUGAGAGUUUGGGGAAGACUGUAUCACAGCUGUCAGAAGAGGACCCGAGUGACAGCAGGGACGGCUCUGAUCCUGUUUGCGGCGCAGCUGAGCAUGCUGGGAAUAUUUCCAGUGUAUGUAGUGCUGCGGUAUCAGCUGCCGCCCGCGUCACGAUUCAUCAUCAUAUUAGAACAGAUCAGAUUUGUGAUGAAAAGCUACUCGUUUAUUCGUGAGACGGUACCAGUUGUUCUCAGAAACACAGCACAGAAGGGUGAACUGCUGAGAUACCCGUCUUUCCACAGUUAUCUCUACUUUUUAUUUUGUCCCACACUGAUCUAUCGGGAAGUUUAUCCACGAAACUCGUACAUCAGGUGGAACUAUGUUGGCAAAAACUUUCUAAAGAUUUUGGGCAGCGUGUUCUAUCUGUACUUCAUCCUGGUGCGAUUGUGCAUCCCGGUGUUUAUGAACAAAAGCAGUCAAGCGUUCAGCACACGAACACUCAUACUGGCUCUGUUUCAUGCCACUUUUCCAGGAAUGCUGAUUUUAAUGUUGGGAUUUUACGCCUUUCUACACUGUUGGCUCAACGCCUUCGCCGAGAUGCUGCGUUUUGCUGACCGGAUGUUUUACAAAGAUUGGUGGAAUUCAACCUCUUUCACAAAUUACUAUCGCACCUGGAACAUCGUCGUACACGACUGGCUUUACUACUACGGUUAUAGAGACUUGCUCGGGCUGUUGGGUCAGAAGUUUCGAUCUAUGGCCACACUCUCUGUGUUUGCGCUUUCUGCUUUGGUUCACGAAUACGUCUUCACCCUGGGCUUCGGUUUCUUCUACCCAGUGAUGUUCUGUACAUUCGCUGGAAUCGGAGUGGUGUUUAACUUUACCCUGAAUGACAAGCGUAAGAGUCCGGCGUGGAACGUCAUUAUGUGGACGUGUUUGUUCAUCGGUCAGGGGGUUCAUGUGUGUCUGUACUGUCUGGAAUGGUACGCCCAGAUUCACUGCCCGCGUACCGGGACAAGCUUCUGGGAGCUGGUGACACCCCGAUCGUGGACAUGUAGCUAUCAGUGAAGACACAUCGCUGAGCGACCCGACUGAACCAAAAACAGAAAGAGAGCUACUGAGACAGCGAAACACCAUGCUAAAUGUAAAUAAAUGUAAACUAGACAGAUGUGAAUGUAAAGAAAACGUCUUUGCUUAAUGUUCGUACAAUAAAUGGUUUUGGUAUUGCGUAGUGUGACCGCAUAAAAUCCCAAAGCAAGACCACGUGAGAGCCACUAAGAUUAAAAUGACAUUUUUAGACUUAUUUUUAAAAACAACUUGUGAUGUGAUAUAUUUAAUGCAUAAAAUGUAGCAUAUUUGUCUUUCUGUAAAUUAUUAGUUGACAUGAAUGCAUACUUUAACCGACGUGUGUGUAUAGUCCAAUCAAUGUGAUGAUAAAAGCAAAAAUAUUUGUAAACAUUUAAAUGAACUGAGGUAUCAAGACACAGAAGGUUAACCGUCCACCGCUUCCCUAAAACUGCUGUAUCGUUUGACACGCAGACGACAGACAGAAGUUAUCACAAUAAUCACACGCAUGUACAUUUAAACACAACUUCCUCAUUUACCAAACACAAAACUUUCCCACAGCUUUAUUCAACAUACUUAAGAUAAGAUUUAUCGCACAUGCUCAAUAAAGUCCCGUUUUUAUUGUAAAUGUUUCCUGGUUUCCUCUUCUCACUUUCAUUUGCUACAUAUUUCCUUCUCACAUAACUUGAGUUUUAGAUCUACACUGUAAAAAAACUGUAAUUUUACAGAAUUCUGUUAUUUUUAACAGCUUUUCCACGUAAAUUUUUUUUUUUUGCACUGUUUGAACAGGAUUUUUAUGUAUUUUUGGAAUACGGUCAAAAACCGUAAAAUGACAGAAAAAGACCGCAAAUUUACAAGAAAACAGUGGGGGUGUAAUUUUACAGGGAAAAAAAGCUAUUUU
Molecule: messenger RNA, 2461 nt
Organism: Triplophysa rosa
Lineage: Eukaryota; Metazoa; Chordata; Actinopteri; Cypriniformes; Nemacheilidae
Gene: soat2
Product: sterol O-acyltransferase 2
Exons: 13
Coding region: 76-1563 (495 amino acids)
Biological process (GO): cholesterol efflux; cholesterol metabolic process
Cellular component (GO): endoplasmic reticulum membrane
Molecular function (GO): cholesterol O-acyltransferase activity; fatty-acyl-CoA binding; cholesterol binding
Source: RefSeq, a predicted model, not a curated record